CUAGGACCAUCUCUCACAAACUUGCUAGACUAUCUUGAUGGUAUUCUAGGCGUGGGUUGCAGGGCGAUUCCACUGCACAAGUGACAAGACAAACCGUCCAUAUAUAUACAGACAUACACAGGACUCAAGAUGCUGAAUCUCAACAUCUUUCGGCUACUGGCCGAUCUCUCCCAUAUCUCUUCGAAGUGUGUCUUGAUAUGGGCCAUUCAUCGUAAUAAGAGCGCAGAAGGAGUCUCGCUACUCACGCAGAUGCUCUAUGCCCUGGUUUUCGUGACACGAUAUCUCGAUCUGUUUUCGAAGACUGGAUGGACGCACUUCUAUCUUGUGUUUUUCAAGCUCUUCUAUAUCAUAUCAUCGUUUUACGUUAUAUAUCUGAUGAUGAGGGUUUAUCCCCGAACACGGGAAAGGGAGCGGGCAUGGAAACUGGCCAUAAUAUCCGUCGCUCUUUCAUUGGUUUUGUCCCCCAUAUCCAUCGCCAUUUUCUAUCGUGGUUAUCCCGGACACUGGUUCACAGAGACUUGCUGGGCUUUCUCUAUCGUCCUAGAAUCCGUUUGUGUCCUCCCUCAAUUGUUGCUCCUGCGCCAGACCACCGUUCCGACCGUCAUCGAUUCGUACUACCUGGUUAUGUUGGGCUCGUAUCGUGCCUUCUAUAUUCUCAAUUGGCUUGUACGGGGACUCGGGUCCGAGGGCCACUGGGACGUGAUCGCAGAUGUCUACGGUGUCAUCCAAACCGCUUUCUACAUUGACUUCGCCUGGGUUUACUACUCCCGCCAGCGCGUGAAACUCCGAAAUGGAGGUGUUGUUGACUCGGAAGACUUCCGUAGCAGCUGGCUAGUGAACAAGGUUCUGAACUUCCGGCAGCGGAGGAGUACAGAUGAGGAGCAAAACCUGAAUGAGGGAGACGUGGAUGACGAGGGGGUGGCUGAUGGAGAUAGACCGAGAAACAACCGCUGGGGUGCGCGAGGAAUUUCUGUCUCCGCCGACGAUACGUUGGAAAAUCACCGGGGGGAUGGCCCGGGAACGGGCCAUGACGACGGUCUAGAAGGAUUCUUGGAAGAUGGUGAAGAUGACAGUUCGGAGUACAGAGGGGUUCCCCCGAAGCAGUCAGCUGGGGUAACGGGCAGUCACGAAUGAACUGUCCGCGCUCAAUGCCAUAUAUAGAAACCCUGCCGCAGAUCUGCCGGCUUUCUGGUUGCACGGUUCAAUGUACUAGGGGAAUUGUUUCCCUAGGGCCCCUGUCUCCGUUCCCGUUAUUUUCCCACUUUUUACUCGGCUUUGUCUGCAUGAAAUUUCUUUCACGUCAUCUGAUUCUCACAAUCUCAAAUCACUUUUUUGGAAUAUGUAGUAAUGCAGGAUCCAUGCUGAGUCAGGACUAGGGCAAUUGGAAUCCCGGUUCGAUCAAGCUGACAGUUAGAUUCUCCAAGAUUCAAGACAUGGGGAGGGAAGGGGAAUGUCAUGGUAGGGUCAAGAUGAGAUC
Messenger RNA from Aspergillus ibericus CBS 121593, 1477 nucleotides. Its product is annotated as ER lumen protein-retaining receptor. Gene Ontology annotation, biological process: protein retention in ER lumen; endoplasmic reticulum to Golgi vesicle-mediated transport. Lineage: Eukaryota; Fungi; Ascomycota; Eurotiomycetes; Eurotiales; Aspergillaceae. Gene Ontology annotation, cellular component: endoplasmic reticulum; membrane; cis-Golgi network. The transcript has 3 exons. Bases 130 to 1134 code for a protein of 334 amino acids. Gene Ontology annotation, molecular function: ER lumen protein retrieval receptor activity. The record is from RefSeq and is a predicted model, not a curated record.